AUGUUGAAUUCCCCUCAUAUUUACGACGGAGUCACUGAUGCCACUCCUUUAACGGUGUCCAUUCCUCCCGGUGGUGAGGAAUCCAUGACUGAGGAGGAAGAAAGUUUUCCCACCGUGGAGAAGGUGGUUCCUGGAACCACUGGGGGUAAGAAUGGGGUAGGUAUUUUAGUUGACAGGGACCUUAGGGAGCUCGUGGUCGAGGUUAGGAGGGUAAAUGAUAGGUUGAUGAGUAUUAAGCUGGUAGUUGGUGGGUUUACUGUAAACGUGAUUAGUGCAUACGCUCCUCAGGUAAGUUUGGACCAGGAGGUCAAGAAGCAAUUCUGGGAGGAUUUGGACGAGAUGGUGCGUAGUAUCCCGCACACAGAGAAGUUUUUCAUUGGCGGAGAUUUCAAUGGUCAUAUUGGGGCUAGUGCUAGGGGUUAUGAUGAUGUGUAUGGUGGGUUCGAUUUUGGGGAUAGGAAUGGGGGAAGUAAUUCACUGUUGGAGUUCGCUAGAGCUUUUGAUUUGGUUAUAGCUAACUCGAGUUUUCCAAAGAGGGAAGAGCACCUGGUCACUUUCCGUAAUUGA
Messenger RNA from Nicotiana attenuata, 567 nucleotides. Its product is annotated as craniofacial development protein 2-like. Bases 1 to 567 code for a protein of 188 amino acids. The record is from RefSeq and is a predicted model, not a curated record. Gene Ontology annotation, biological process: chromatin remodeling. The transcript is spliced from 2 exons. Lineage: Eukaryota; Viridiplantae; Streptophyta; Magnoliopsida; Solanales; Solanaceae. Gene Ontology annotation, cellular component: nucleus. Gene Ontology annotation, molecular function: catalytic activity.